This is a messenger RNA of Exserohilum turcica Et28A, 726 nucleotides long. RefSeq names its product glycoside hydrolase family 12 protein. Gene Ontology annotation, biological process: polysaccharide catabolic process. The transcript has 2 exons. Bases 1 to 726 code for a protein of 241 amino acids. The record is from RefSeq and is a predicted model, not a curated record. Lineage: Eukaryota; Fungi; Ascomycota; Dothideomycetes; Pleosporales; Pleosporaceae. Gene Ontology annotation, molecular function: cellulase activity.
AUGAAGCUCUCUACAUUCAUUGCUGCUAGCUCAGCAUCCCUCGCCCUGGCGGUGCCUGCUGCCCCUUUGGAGAAGCGUGCUGACUUUUGCGAUCAAUGGGGCUCGCAAGUCAACGGUCCUUACACAACCUACAACAACCUGUGGGGCAAGGGCUCUGCCACAAGCGGUUCUCAAUGCACUGGCGUUGACAGCUACAGUGGCACACCUCAUGGUCGUGGGCUGGCGGGUACCCACGGACAAGUCAAGUCCUAUGCCAAUGUCGUGACUAACGUUGCCAAGAAGCAACUGUCCUCGAUCAACUCGCUGCCUUCGGUCUGGAAGUGGUCCUACACGGGUAGCAACAUCAUUGCGGACGUGGCCUACGACCUCUUCACUUCCAGCUCCCCCAGUGGAAAGGAAGAAAACGAGAUCAUGAUCUGGCUCGCUGCCCUUGGCGGCGCCGGCCCCAUCUCAUCCACCGGCAGCCCCAUUGCCACCGUCACCUUGGCUGGCAACUCCUGGAAGCUGUACAAGGGACCCAACGGCCAGAUGACCGUAUACAGCUUCGUUGCGCAGAACCAGGUCCAGAACUUCAACGGAGACCUCAUGGAGUUUGUCCGCUACCUCACCUCCAAGCAGGGUCUGGCCAGCAGCCAGUACCUGAUUAGCGCUGGUGCUGGUACUGAGCCCUUCUCGGGCAGCAAUGCAAAGCUUACAGUCAGCGAGUACAGCCUGUCUGAGAAAUAG